Messenger RNA from Amorphotheca resinae ATCC 22711, 1077 nucleotides. RefSeq lists its product as hypothetical. The transcript has a single exon. Gene Ontology annotation, cellular component: cytoplasm. Gene Ontology annotation, molecular function: zinc ion binding. The coding region runs from base 94 to 1038 and encodes 314 amino acids. Lineage: Eukaryota; Fungi; Ascomycota; Leotiomycetes; Helotiales; Amorphothecaceae. The record is from RefSeq and is a predicted model, not a curated record.
CACCUACCAUCAUCCGCCUCCAGACCACUGAGUAAUAGGUCCAUUCCUUAGCAAUACGGCUUCUGUAUAUAUAACUGCUCCGUGAAGUCAAUCAUGGCAUCGUCAUCCUCAUCUGCUUCUCGCUCAGAGCCGCCCGAAGACUCGAGCUUCGUGAAAAUGGACGAAAGAGACCCCACCCUAAUCGGCGCCCAUUGCCAAUACACCUAUUGCAACCAACUCGAUUUCCUCCCGUUCCGCUGCGAAUCGUGCGGCGGAACCUUCUGUCUCGAACAUCGAUCUGAAACUGCCCACCAUUGUCCGAAGGCGGGGGAAUGGGCAGCGCGGCGGCGGAAAGCGAAUCUAUCCACAACUUCAGUCGGCGCAGGCAAAUCUGCGCCACGAGAAACGGAAAAGCCGUGUGCAUCUCCAAAAUGUAAGACGAUCAUUGGCACAAGUUUAUCCACUGCGGUGCACUGCGCAACCUGCAAUCGAGAUUACUGCCUGAAACAUCGUUUGAAAGAGGACCACGACUGCAAGAACCUCAUACCCAUCGGAGCAAGAGUCGGCAUUAUUGGCGGGGAAGCGGAAAAGGCAAAACACGCAUUUGCGAGAUUAAGAGCUUGGGGGACUGCUCAGAAAGCCAACGUUCAGAGAUCAUUACCGCAACCGAAGCCCACGUCCGCGGCAGCGAGGCUGGUGGCUGUGAACAAUUUGAAGAAGACGGCGAAAGGGGACAGUAAACUGCCGCCAGAGAAGAGGGUUUAUUUAUCCGUUGAGGCCGAAGCUGCGACAACAACUUCUAAAUUUCCCUCUGGCGCUUUCUUCUACUCGAAAGACUGGGUGAUAGGUCGAGUAUUGGACGCGGCCGCCAGAAGCUUGCAGGUCGAAAAUGUGAACAAUCAAACAACAGACGAGAAGGACAAGCUGCGGGUUUUUCACGUUGAAGGAGGGAGACUAUUGGAAUUCAACGAGAAGGUUGGAGAUGCCCUUGUGAGCGGCAAUAGAAUAGUUCUCUUGAGAGGAGUUGGACCCGCCGUUCCAGAUCUCAUUGAGGCAUGAGCUAGGCGAUGGCGAUUACAUUACUCGAUCCUUGGUUAG